GGUAAAGCGCUAUAUUUACAUUGAUUGGUCUUCUCUUGACAUUGUUGCUAAGUGGUCACCUAGCGGUAGCUUUAUGAGUGACAUAUCAUGCACCAGCUGACGAACCUGUCCGUCUCAUAUCAGACGCAGUACUUAAAGCCAGAAUAUAAACAAGUGUGUGUAUGACUAAAAUUAACAGAUGGUGAAUUUCUACCCACGCCUAACUUAAUAAAGAAGAAAAUCGUAAGAUGUCGCCAGUAGCAGACGAAGUUUGGACUGCUCGUCCAAAAUCAAGGGAGGCACAAAUCCAGGAAACGUAUUACAAACGUAAUGCUACAACCAGCAAUGUGUCACCGCUUUUAUUUUGUCGCGUGACCCCACGCAGACGACCAGCCAUCGAAUACGGACAAGCUGCAGACGAUUCUUCCUCCAUUGCAUAUCAACGUAAAGAAGAGACAUAUGCUCGCCGUAAUGCAAGUUCUAAGGGUGCCAUAAUACCAAGCAAGUAUGAUGCGCAAGCAAGGACUCAGUACCUAGAGGAUGACGACGAGACACCUAGCCAGGUAUCCAGCAGACGAUACGCCUGGGCCCCUCGCACUAAAACCCACGGUGACCUCAAAACUGAGAGUUUCAACAAGAGAAAUAUCAGCACAAAUAAUAUUUCACCCGAUUUGGCCACCCGGGACACUGCGAGGCAGCAAACAAGUGCAACGAAGGAUGAUGAAUUAGUUGACGAAAUUUGGGGAACACGGCCUCACAGCAGAGAUGAAACGCGAAAAGAAAGUUUUGACAAGCGCAAUAAAACAACGAGCGCUCUUGACACGCAUUCCAAGGGUAGUAGCGUUCUAGACGGAGUGAAUUACUCCUAUCCUGCAGACUAUGAAAUUCACCCACGCAUUGUUAAACCCGAAGCACAAGAAAUUGCUGAUCUUAGUAAGGGUGGACGCAUGAGUAUGCUUUUGGGCAAAGGCUCUAAGCAUUUGUCUCAACCGACAGAUUACCCUAUACAGCCCAGGGUUGUUAAGCCCGAAGCCCAGGAAAUUGCCGAUCUUAGUAAAGGCAAAAGAAUGGAAAAACUGCUAGGAAAGGGCACAAAGCGCUCGUCUCGCUCCCAACCAACGGAUUAUCCACUUCAUGCUAGAGCCGUUAAACCGGAAGCAGAGGAAAUCGCUAACUUAGGGAAGGGGGGUCGAAUGCAAGGAUACAUUGGGAAAAACUCCCAGCACUUGUCCCUCCCACAGAAACACCCCAUCCAUCCUAGAGUUGUGAAGUCAGAGGCAGCAGAUAUUGCUAAUCUGAGCAAAGGUGGGCGAAUGAACGUUGUUUUGGGGAACGAUCCCCAGCAGAAGGUGCCGUAUCCCAACGACUAUCCAAUCCAUCCAAGAAAAGUCACCGAAGAGGCCAGUGGUAUUGCCAGAAUAAGUAAAGGUGGACGAAUGGAAAGACUUAUCCAUGAGUAUGGCCAUCUUACCCCAUCCGCACGCCCUGUGCCGAGGAUAAAACCCGAAGCAGAGCAAAUAUACGAGCCUCAUCGCGGAAAACGCGUGGCGCGGAUUAUCAAACAGCAAAGAACAAGUCAGUCAGCAAGAUCGUACAGUUCGCUUGGUUAUUACGGGUCGCGUGAUGACACAGGUGACGUUUUUGGGGGUCAACGACCUCACACUAGGGACGAGACACGUUCUGAAAGUUUUCAUCGCCGUAAUGCCACCACAUGGUGGUAAAAUAACUACAUAUGAGAAUCUUUAGCUUUUGACUCAGAUGACCUUGUCCACAUGAAUUUCCUUUGGGAUUGUUAAAGAUGUCCAUGAUACAAGCUCAUAUUUAAGAAGUGAAGGAAAAUAACCAAAAAAUUAGAUUAUGAAGUGGAUUUUUAGAUCCAAAUUAAUAUUAUUUCACUUUAAGAUGUGAUAUGCUAGUAUUUAAGGAAAAAUGAAAUUUUGCAUGCCAAUAUUGUUAUCAUCACUUAAACUAUACCACGUUCAUCCUUUUAAAACUAGUUACAAUUUUAGAUUAUUGUGCUAAACUGCGUUUGAAUGACUAUUUGCACUGCUGUGAUAAAAGUUAUUAUAGACUUUUCAUGAAGAUUUUGUAGUUGAAAUUACAUGAAAUGAAUCAAAUAUUUAUAUUUUAUUAUAAAAUAAAAUGCUUAAAAACUAUGCCGAUUGCGUACGUUCUUUUUCGUUUGCGGGACGGAUAUACAGUGUAAUAGAUUCGAACAAUAUCCUAUGGCACCAUAAGUCUUACAUUUAGCAGUUUGAAAAAGCAUCUGUUAAAUUCAAUU
Messenger RNA from Lingula anatina, 2260 nucleotides. RefSeq lists its product as uncharacterized. The record is from RefSeq and is a predicted model, not a curated record. NCBI's taxonomy places the organism in Eukaryota, Metazoa, Brachiopoda, Lingulata, Lingulida, Lingulidae.